Molecule: messenger RNA, 1014 nt
Organism: Adineta steineri
Lineage: Eukaryota; Metazoa; Rotifera; Eurotatoria; Adinetida; Adinetidae
Source: the annotation of a GenBank genome assembly
AUGCAUGCUAGUCAGAAAUUUCAAGGUGCCAAACCACCUCGCAUUCCUACUCGAUCGGCUCUUGUUCAACAACCAACACAAAUUGCACCAGUUAAACGAUUAGCAAGUAAUACACCAGUAACGAAAACAAGAGCUUCAAGUAUGGUUAAAUCUCAAUCUGCAUAUAAUAUUCCAAGAGCAUCUACUGUAACGGCUACUGCUCCACUUGUUUCACAAAUGAAAAAAUCAAUUAGCGAACAAGAUCUUGUUAAUGUUGUAUCUCGAACUCAAAAAUCUCGAUUUGGAUUUGUUAAAAAACCCGGUGAAUUAGCUGCUGUUCGAGAAGAUGCUCAAUAUAUAUCACCAGCAAAACCUACUGCUCCAUCACGUGUUAGUGGUGCUUGGAAGAAAAAUGGUGAAGAUUUAGCUGAUGAACGUGAUCGACGUGAACUUAUUCUUGCUCAAAAUGAACUUUUACAAAUAGUUUUUACUAAUCAAUUAUUCAAUGAAAUAGUUCAAUCAAAUCGACAGCAACAAACUGCUCGCUUCGGUAAAUUACAUCGUGCUGCUUAUCGAAUAAUAAAUGAUAUUAAUACUUUACAAGAGACACGAAAAAAAGCUGUUGUAGAUAAAAUCGUUGGAAAUAUUAUUAAAAAUUUAGGAGAUACAUUAAGUAAAAUUGUUCGUUUAUUUAAUGAUUAUGAUCAAAAACAACAAACACUUGAUAUAUGUCUUUCAAAUAAGCUCGAUCGUCUUAAUAUUCAAUGUCUAACAAAUGAUAUUACAGAUGAAAAUAAAGAAAAUUGGAAUCGUAUAUGUGAACAAUUAAUUGAAUUAAUUGAAUCAAAUGAUUUAGCACAAAUGAAUACAAUGGAUUUAGAAACUUAUUCGAAAUUAAUUCUUGAACUUGAUUCAACUAUAAAUUCAUUUAAACAAACAAUUUCAAAUCAUAAACAUGUGGUAGCCGCAAGUGAAAAAGCUAUGUUAGAAGUAUCUGUUCGGCUUAUUGAUCAAUAUAACAAUAACAAAAAAUAA